This is a messenger RNA of Paramecium sonneborni, 1245 nucleotides long. The record is from the annotation of a GenBank genome assembly. Lineage: Eukaryota; Ciliophora; Oligohymenophorea; Peniculida; Parameciidae.
AUGAUUUCCUUGCUUUUAGAAAAAAAAGAGUUUUUUAGAAAAGAAAUUCGUAGAUAAAAAAAUGAAAUCAUUUUUAAAUAAAAGAGGGUAUUAUAAUAGCAACCAUCCAAUUAAAUGAGUACUUAAACUAUAUUGAAUAAAAUUCAAAAAUUUGAAUAUUGUGAUGAAUUGUUUAAAUAAAUAUCAGACAUGGAUAAUCCCCCUAAAAUAAUUAAAGAUUUGAUUUAGUUUUUAAGUCAAACACAAUCCUUGGAAACAAUAAAAGAAGGUUUAAGGUGUUUAAAUAAUUAACUAUUUAAUUUUGAUGACUUCGAUAAUUAAGAAGAUGAAUGUUUUUAUUUACUCUAAAAUUAUUUUAAUAAAGAUGAUUAUAUUUUAAGAAAGAGAAUAUUAUUGUGUUUAGGAAAUUUAUUAUAUGAUUGUCAUUAGUUUAUAAUUCCAGCUCAAAAUAUUUUUUUUUAAGAACAACUCUUGCAUGAAUAUUCAGAAGAGUACUCAUUUGUUAUAAACAUUUUAACAUAAAAUGGUAAUUAUGUGGAUAUAAUCAAGUCAAUAUAAUUUUUAUCAGAAAUCAUUAUGAACCACCCUAAUGACACAGCUUUUGAAUCUGUCAAAUUUAUAUUUGAAAAUUGUUCUCCAUUAGAUGCAGAUGAAUUAAUUGACUAAAAUUUUAUUUUACCUGCCCAAAGAUUACUAACAUAUGCUUAAGAAAAUGAUAUGGCAUAUGAAGCUUUACUUGCCAUUUUAAAUAAAGCUAAUGAUUCAACAAAAAUUAGUUAUUAUUCUAGAGGCCUCAAUUAACUUAUUGUUUACUUUCUUGAUCAUCCAACAAAAAAAGAAAAAGGAUUUUAAUUGAUGCUUUAUUUUGUAUCAAAAUAUGAUGAAUGUGAAUAAAAUUUGCUUGUUGAUUAUUUAUACUAAAUGUAUGAUGGAACAAAACUACACUAAUUAUUAAUGGAAGAUUGCAAUCCAAUGAAACUUUUAAUAAUUUGUAAUUCAAUAGAAAACGGAAGCAUUUCUAUAUUUGUUGACUUUUUAGCAUUAAAUAUAAUUGAUAAUGUAUUUAUUCCCUAUUUAAAGUCUUCUUAAGACUAUUCAUCUAUCUAAAUAAUUGUAUCUGCUUUAGAAGCUUUAUUUUAAAGAGAUGAAUUAUCAGGUAAUCAAUUUUCUUUUGUGAUUAAAGCCUUUGACACUGAAUAAUUCAAAGCUGCUCUAGAAAGAAAUUUAUAUAAUAUUGGAGAUCGU